Homalodisca vitripennis (glassy-winged sharpshooter) is the source of this 4613-nucleotide messenger RNA. RefSeq names its product UDP-glucosyltransferase 2-like. Lineage: Eukaryota; Metazoa; Arthropoda; Insecta; Hemiptera; Cicadellidae. Gene Ontology annotation, molecular function: UDP-glycosyltransferase activity. The transcript has 5 exons. The record is from RefSeq and is a predicted model, not a curated record. Bases 359 to 1969 code for a protein of 536 amino acids.
AGUGAGUUCCAGCUCAAAUCUCGUAACGACGUAUCUCAAUUGAAGAUCUUAAUGGAAUCUUGUAUAUUUUAAACAUAAUAUAGUAACUAUUUGUUGAGACAAGUGGGGCAUCUGUUUGACGGGAAAAUGUUACUUUAAACAAGAUUCCUUAAUUUACUCUAAAUUUUACUUAUUCAAUUUUGUCUUUAACCAGUUUUAGGGGGAAUAGUUGGCACUAAAUAAACGAGUGUGGCCAGCUGAAGAUAGGCUACCCGCAUUAGGUCACUGGCUUAUUGUAACAAAUUAAAUCAAACAGAUAAACGGGCAGGUUAUCUGAGUCGAGGCGUGGCCUUGACCAUGCCUUCACGAUCAUCCCAGAAUGGUUCACUUCUUCCCGACCAUCACUCCACGACUGGGCUGCCCCGGCAUUUGUUACGAGAUGAAUCUGGUGUGGAUGGCGUUACUUCUGCUCGCUGCAGGGACAAGUGACUGCGCGCGCAUUCUUGUUAUGCAACCUCACAAUGCCAGGAGUCACAGUAUAGCUGUGGAGCCAUUGUUUGAGGAACUAGCUUCUAGAGGACACCACCUUACAUUAGUCACCAGUUUCCCACAUAAACCUCCUCUACCAAAUUUGUACGAGAUAGACGUCUCUUACAGGCUGAGACCUAUGAUCAGCAAUUUCAGUUUUGAAGCAAUCAAUAGAUUAAUGCCAAACUCUUUCCAAUCCCCACUGUUCAUGUCAGACCUCGAGCUGUACCUGUGCAACAACUCGUAUUCCGAACCGCAGGUCCAGAAACUGUUGGAUUCAGACGAAAAAUUCGAUUUGGUGAUAACAGAAAUUUUCUCUUCCGAUUGUUUUGCCCCACUCGCUCAUAGAUUUAAUGCCCCUCUCGUUUCAGUCGUGACAAGCUGUUCUCUGCCGUGGGUGGCCGAUAGGGUUGGUCUUCCUGAUAAUCCGUCUUACAUCCCAAACUAUCUCGCUGGACUCCCCACCAACAUGGACUUAUACCAAAGGGUGUACAACACCGUCUUGUUAGUCUGGGCUAAAUUGGUCCACAGGUAUUACGCUAUACCUCAGUCACAAAAUAUGGCCAAUGAAGUAUACGGUAGUUCUACUCCACCCAUAAACGAUCUAAUUAAGAAUACAUCAUUAGUUUUGGUCAACAGUCACAUUUCUCUAUCUCUCAGCCGUCCUUUUCCUCCUAAUGUCGUAGAGAUUGGUGGUAUACAUAUAAGAAACACCUCGAACUCAUUGCCGAAGGAUUUGCAGGAUAUCUUGGACAAAUCAACUCAGGGAGCUGUUGUGGUCAGUUUUGGUUCUCUAGUCAGAAUGUCUACCCUCCCUGAGCAGAUAAUCAAUAAGUUUAUGAAGGCAUUCUCCUCUGUUCCUCAAACUGUUAUUUUUAAGUAUGAAGAUGAUCUACAUGGAGUUCCUUCAAAUGUCGUUAUAAGACAGUGGUUGCCGCAACAAGAAAUUCUUGCACACAAGAACGUGAGAGCGGUUUUCGGCCAUGGAGGGUUGUCUAGCACAAUCGAAGCCGUCUACUUUGGAAAGCCUCUCAUUGGUCUACCGUUUUUCGCUGAUCAAUAUUUGAAUGUAAAGGGGAUGGUGAGUCUAGGAGCAGCUGUCCAACUUAACAUGGAUGAUCUUUCAGAGGAAAACAUAAGAGCAGCCAUAAAAGAGGUCAUUUACAAUCCAAAAUACACAGAGAAUAUCAGGCGACUGUCAAGGCAAUUCCGGGACCGGCCUAUGUCAGCAAUGGAAACAGCAGUGUACUGGAUAGAGUAUGUCAUCAGACAUCAUGGGGCGCUACACUUGCGACCGUCCUCUGUCAGUCUGGCGCUCUACCAGUACUUACUACUCGACGUCAUCGCAGUGCUAUUUCUCCCAGUGUUCCUUCUCCUUUACUUUAUCUACUUUUUGUUCUUCAGGGCUGUAGAAGUUAGUCCCAACGAUCACAAGAACUAUAAACUAAAGAAAAACAAUUAAAAGCUCUAUUAUAACUCAUUUUGAUACACAGAAAACAUUUUUUAAUUAACAAAUAAUACAUUUAAUCUUCUUAUCCAUUGUAUUUAUUAAUUUUUUUUUAAUAUAAGUUUUAAUUUAAAAUAGACAGUACUAAAUGGGUAACUACAGUUUCCUGUUUUACAAAUUCUUAGAUAUUUAACUAAAUCGAUAAUUAUCAUAUAUUUGAUUAUAUUUUUAUAGUAUACUCGUAUGAUAUGUACAGAACGGCUUAUUACAUUCUAGGGGUCUGUGUGAUGGUAAAAAGUUAGUGCCACUUGUUAUUGGAGUUUUUACGCUAAUGUUCUAACUGUUGAGAAUUACAGAAUAAUUGUUUGUAUUUAAAGUGUUUUAAGUAAUAAUACUAUUUUAGGUAUAGGUUUAUGUAACUGUUUUUCUUGCUUUUAGCACUGUGUUUCCAUGGUAUCUUAUUACAUUUUAUCAUGGACUUCCUGGCUACAAUAUAAACUAUUUGGAUGCGGAAAAGUAUAAACAGUAUAAUAUAGAUAAAAAAAACUAAAUUUACACGUGCGAAAACUGUUUUAUAAUGAACAAAAAAUUGCUUACUUGUAAUAUAAAUUAUACGUUUCUCAAAACAUAAUAUUCUAAACGUGUUUAAAUCUUACAGAUUAUAUAAAGACUUAUAAAAACAAUAACUAAUUUAAAUAUAACCAUGACAGUAAUACUACUCUUUCCAAUAUUAUGCCGUUUCCUCAUUGCCGAAGUAUGUUUAAACAUUUUUAUAUGGCAACUAAAAAAAUUACAAUUGUUUUUAAAUCACUUGAAAUCUAGCAAAAUAUAUACUAACCACAACUGUAAGAUACAAUUUUUUCUUCAAAAACUUACUACCAAACUGAAUCGUUAUAAUAAACAAUUCGGGGUAACAAACUUAACUAAGGCAUGUAUUAUAUUACACAACUACUACUAGUGAUAUGUACCAAUAAGAAGUGAUGGUACUCAUCGUGUUUAGCGUGUUAUCUAUAAGGGAAAAUAUCUUAUGUGUUAUAUAAAAUCUCUAGAAAUGUUGGACCAAUUGAGCUAAUUAGUUUUUUAAAAUACUCACUGAAGACACAGGAAGGUUUUCAAAAGAAAACUAAAAGAAGGUUCCCGAAAUAUUUUAGAGUUCGAUCAAAUAUACUAACGAAAAGUAAUUUAAAGUGAACUGACACAAAACAGCAUUUCACACUUUUAAUUAAAGUCCACCAAGGAUGCAGAACCAUCUGUUUAUAAUUACAUUUUUUUAAAUUAUCCAUUAAGGAAAGCUUUAUAACGACGUUUAAAUAGUAUUAUUUCCAAUGCAUUAGGUGGCUUAAAUUCGUCAGUGGUCCAGGAUGGGGUGAGAAUUUGACAAUAACCGUCUUUGUAAUCUGCUUUACACUUCUAAACGAAUCAAGUUCUGUGUGUUUAAAAGUUUCUAAAACUUUAAAUUUAAACAAAUGGUUCUGCUUCUUUAGUGAACUUUAGCUGAAAGUGUCAACAGCUGUUUAGUGUCAAUUUACUUUAAAUUACAUUUAGUAAAUGUUUAUUCUUUUCUUCUCUCUCUUUACAUGUUUUUAACACUUCACUCCAACUUAGUUUUUUUAGAUAGUGUUGUUUUUGUUAUUAUGCUAAUCUGAUUACAAAAAUGUCCUCCAAAAUUUCAAAUGUCUUUAUUUACUUAAGAAAAAAUAUGUAAUUAGUGAGUUAUAAGCACUUAAGCUCUCAACCAAACCGAUUAUUAAAAUAUAAUUGUUUACAUUAAUUAUUGUUAUUCAAAUUUUCAAUGAUGUGACAUGAGGAGACACUCUAUACUCAUAUUUUCAAGAUGAUUUUUAUUUAAGUGGGGCCCACUCCCACCUUAGGUCUCUAAAGAAUCAUCAAUACGACAAAUGACUAGUUAAUAAUUUUAUUUAAGGCUUAGAGUCAUUAUAAUAGGUAGGGAGAAUAUAUAUGUAUAUACAUUUUUAGUUACAUAUUUUUACAGAGGAUUAUAAAUAACUAAUAUGUAACACAGCCAUUCGCUUCCCAGCAAAGCUGUUAGUGUAAAUUAUCAUAUUGAUAUUUUUAUUUAAAUAUUAAAUUUUGCGAACUUAAAUUUACAGGCAAAUACUUUUCUCAGACAAAAAAACCUAAUCACUUAUAAACGACUCAAUUUACUCACCAAAAGUUGGGUACGUUUACAGCUAUGACUCUUGCCCGCCCGCGCCCGCAAUGCAGAAAGUAGGUCUGCACGCGAAUUGUGAAUCAUCGCACUAUUUCGCAGUCGCUCACAAUCUAAACUGCAAUAAUAAAGCUUACAAGCAAUAUAGUUGGCCCUGGCAAAUUCAAAAAUUCCCAACUUAUUUUAUAAAGUUAUAAAAUACUUUAUAAAUAUACUUAUAAAGUUAUAAGUAUUUUUACUUUUGCAUUCCUUGGAGUCUCCUAAAAUGUUCUGUCCUAGGCCUAGGCUUACUGGGACUAGUGGGAAAUGCGGCAGUGACUAAUUUUUGCGGAAGUGACAGCUAAAUCAUGAUACUAUUCUAUACAGUUUUUAUAAAUACACAUAGGUAUGUUCUUAAUUAUUUACUUUUUAAUCAUAUUCAAUGUGUGAGAGGUUGCCGGGACCCGGCUCCAUUUGAGAUCUCCUUUAAUAAACUAUUGUACUAUGGUU